Messenger RNA from Chaetomium fimeti, 528 nucleotides. RefSeq names its product putative ABC transporter ATP-binding/permease protein. Gene Ontology annotation, cellular component: membrane. Gene Ontology annotation, biological process: transmembrane transport. The transcript is spliced from 2 exons. NCBI's taxonomy places the organism in Eukaryota, Fungi, Ascomycota, Sordariomycetes, Sordariales, Chaetomiaceae. The record is from RefSeq and is a predicted model, not a curated record. The coding region runs from base 45 to 203 and encodes 52 amino acids. Gene Ontology annotation, molecular function: ATPase-coupled transmembrane transporter activity.
GGUCGGUGCAGGAGGUCUUCGAAAAGAACAAGAAGAAUAGGACGAUGGUGGUGGUGGCUCAUAGGCUGGCGACGGUGCAGAAUGCCGACGUGAUCUUCGUCCUUGCGGAUGGCCGGGUAGCAGAAAAGGGGGAUCAUUCUUCGCUGCUGAACAGGCGGGGGGUCUACUAUCAGAUGUGUCAAUCGCAAGCCUUGGACAGAUAGCGGCCGAUAUAGACGGCUCAGGUUUGAACCGUGUUCAGUAUUUUUGCAUUGCGAUGUCCUCGAAUAUGAAGGCUCAGCGUCUCUCCUCGGAUAGCCAACGGCCUGUCUUAACUUAGGACCAGAGUGAAGAGGAUUUUGUAAGAUCUCACCCGCUAUCCCAUGACAAAUUAGGUAGUUUAGAAGUGAGAGUCCGGCUCAGCACCUUAGGGAGGGAGCUAAUUAGCUCCAUACAACAAUCCCAUCAUGAAUCCAUAGUAAGAUACAACGUACGUGAUAGUGAACCUCCGAGUUCAUACCAUACCGAACGCAGUCCUUAACCCCUUCC